AUGACUCUGCAGGUUCCUACCAGUUUACAAAAGUCUUUUGACGAUACCAAAGUUGAAUAUCGACAGCUCGGCAGUAGUGGCCUGAGAGUAUCGGUGCCUAUCUUUGGAUGCAUGAGUUUCGGUGAUCCGAAAGCAACCACCAUGGAAUGGGCACUUGGCGAGGAACAGGCACUUCCCUUGCUCAAAGCGGCCUACGACCGAGGUCUCAACACUUGGGAUACGGCAAAUGCCUACUGUAACGGAGCUUCUGAGAUAAUCGUGGGCAAGGCUCUCAAGAAGUAUUCGAUUCCGCGUGAGAAGGUAGUCAUUUUGACCAAGUGUUUUUGGGCUGUUGGAGAAGAUCCCGGCUCAUCAGUGGUCCAAACAGAAUCCAUGCAUUGGGUCUUUAGAGAUCCCAUUGAAGGCUCCAAAGACUAUCAAAACCAGUUUGGGCUCUCACGGACCGCGAUAUUCAACCAGGUGGAGGCCUCUCUCAACCGGCUUGACACAAAUUACAUUGACCUACUGCAAAUCCAUCGAUUUGACUCGAAGACACCCAUCGAGGAGACUAUGAAGGCUUUGCAUGAUCUGGUCCAGUUGGGCAAAGUCCGCUACAUUGGCGCAAGCUCCAUGUGGGCGACCCAGUUUGCGCGCAUGCAGUUUGUUGCUGAACGCAACGGGUGGACUAAAUUCGUCAGCAUGCAGAACCAGUAUAACCUUCUUUAUCGUGAAGAGGAACGCGAGAUGAUUCGCUUUUGCAAUGAUACUGGUGUUGGUUUGAUUCCCUGGGCACCGCUAAGCCGGGGAUUCCUCGCCAGGCCCCCAUCGAGCUUCGGGUCUACUAUUAGGAGCAAGCAAGAGAAAGACCGGUCCAGAUCGGCUUAUGGCACAGAAGAAGCGGACGUGAGAAUUAUCGAGAGGGUGGUGGAGCUUGCGCAGAAGCACAAUUGGCCCAUAUCACACGUUGCACUUGCCUGGAUUAACAAGCGCGUAACUAGUCCAAUUAUUGGAUUCAGCAGCGUUGCAAGGCUGGAAGAAGCAAUUGCAACUCGCGGAAAGGUGCUCACUGAAGAGGAGGAGAAAUACUUGGAGGAACUGUAUCAAGCCAAAGCUGCCUUGGUUCCGGAGUCCCUAUAA
Molecule: messenger RNA, 1116 nt
Organism: Talaromyces atroroseus
Lineage: Eukaryota; Fungi; Ascomycota; Eurotiomycetes; Eurotiales; Trichocomaceae
Product: Versiconal hemiacetal acetate reductase
Exons: 3
Coding region: 1-1116 (371 amino acids)
Source: RefSeq, a predicted model, not a curated record